CAAAGUUGACCGGCAGGGCUGUCAUGUCUUUGUUGCCUCUGUUGCUGUUGUAAUCUUGUGAAUAGGGGAGCGGGGUAGAUGGAAAAAUAACAGAUAUCUGUACAGAGGAAACAAAUUUAAACUUUACCCACAACAGUCAAACCACCCAAAAGAUGGAAGAAAAGCUGAAUGGAUCACUGCCUGUUGUCUCCCCGGAGUAUCUUCAACAGUGGGUUCAGUCUGCCCAGCAGUUCCACGCUCUCCAGGCCCAGUAUUCAGGCUUCAGCCCCAACCAUCAGUUUCACUACCCGGAGAGGCUGGAGGGAGAGACAGCCACUUCAUACAUGGCUAAUCCAGAUCCCAUGAUGGAUCAACAGGAACCUGCCAACCUGGCAAAACCUCUAGCCAAGAAGAGAGGCAGAUCAGCUCAACCCAAGACACCCAAGGAACCCAAACCACCAAAAGUACCCAGGGCACCAAAGCCACCUAAGGACCCAAAUGCACCCAAAGCCAAACCUGGUCCUAAGCCCAAGAAAGCCACUGACGCUCAGGCAGACAGCAAGCAGGAGAAGAUUGAUGAGAGCUUCAAGAAGGUGAAGAGGAAAGUCGACCGCUUCAAGGGAAUGUCAGAAGAGGAAGUCAUGAAAAAAACUCUACCAGACCUGCUGGACUACAACCUGGACUAUGUCAUUAUUGGUAUCAAUCCAGGGCUGAUGGCAGCUUACAUUGGACGAUGGUUUCCAGGACCUGGAAAUCAUUUUUGGAAGUGCCUGUUCCUGUCUGGAUUUACUGAGGAGCAGCUCAACCACAUGCAUGACACCACACUGCCUGUCAAGUACAAAAUGGGUUUCACUAACAUGGUGGCCAGAGCGACACCAGGGAGUAAAGACCUCACAAGUAAAGAGUUGCGUGAAGGAGGAAAAAUUCUCGUAGAGAAGCUGAAGCAAUAUAAACCUCUUAUCGCUGUUUUCAAUGGAAAAUGCAUCUAUGAAAUGUUCUGCAGAGAGCUGUUUGGUAAAAAACCACAGAAGCUUGAAUUUGGUUUGCAGCCACACAAGAUCCCAGAGUGUGAUGUGGCUCUGUAUCUGAUGCCUUCUUCCAGCGCUCGUUGUGCUCAGUUCCCUCGUGCUCAGGACAAAGUCCACUUCUACAUCAAACUGAGGGAGCUCAGAGAUCAGCUGAAGGGCAUCCAAAGAAGCACUGAAAUUCAGGAGGUUGAGUACACAUUCGACCUGCAGAUGGCCAAGGACGAUGCCAAGAGGAUGGCGAUCAAGGAGGAGCAGUACGACCCUGGUUAUGAAGAUGCCUACGGCGGAGCAUAUGUAGAGAGAGGGCCUGAGGAGGGCCAGGCCCAGAGCCAGACCAACGGUCACUGUACAUUCUCAUCUGUAGAAAACACUGAAGGAGCCCAGGAGGCGAGCACGUCACAGAGAGCAGAAGGCCAGCUUCCAGACGGACAGUGGAUGACUCAGUCGUUUGCGGAUCAGAUCCCAGAUAUCGGUGGUGGACCAAAAGAUGGCAGCGUAUGAAGGAAAAGGCCAGCGGUGCAGCCAGUUCAGUCCUUCACCUCCUUUUGUCAGGUCUUAGAUUGUAUAUCUUUUUAGUAGUGUCCGAGUGGAAUAUACACUCAUAGAUGGACUUUUUUUUUUUUAGUCAUUUUAUUUUGUUUGUAAUCUUGUAUACAUGUAUGAUCUUCUUCAUGGCAGUCUUUUUAAAUAUGUGAAAUCAGGGACUUGACAAUGAUACUUGACUGUCACUGGAGUAGGUCAUGUAUUUAAACAUUGUUUUGCCUUUGUACUGUACUGUACUGUACUAUACUGCACUGGUGAUGCAGUAGGUGUAAACACGUCUACUGUUUUAACAGUAGAUAAAACUCUCUUACAUUCAUGGUGCUAUGAACUGACCACGAUGCAAAGUGAUCACUCUGUGAAACCAAACUCAUCACAGCUGUUAGAGAUUCCACAGGAGGAAUUUCUGCCAAGCCUUUCAAAAUAACGCUACAAAACUCAAACAGGUUUUAUUUUAAUCUCUGUUACCAUUUUUUUUUUGUUUUAGGAAUUUUAGAAAUAUGUUUUCUAUGUUUACGGAAAUGUCAUUCACAAGGAAUUUUAUGAAAUAUUUGUCCAUUAAAAUGUCCUGAUGAUCCUUUUCCUAUA
Toxotes jaculatrix (banded archerfish) is the source of this 2135-nucleotide messenger RNA. RefSeq names its product thymine DNA glycosylase, tandem duplicate 1 (gene tdg.1). The coding region runs from base 153 to 1508 and encodes 451 amino acids. The transcript is spliced from 11 exons. The record is from RefSeq and is a predicted model, not a curated record. Gene Ontology annotation, cellular component: nucleus. Lineage: Eukaryota; Metazoa; Chordata; Actinopteri; Toxotidae. Gene Ontology annotation, molecular function: mismatch base pair DNA N-glycosylase activity. Gene Ontology annotation, biological process: base-excision repair, AP site formation.